Molecule: messenger RNA, 681 nt
Organism: Cryphonectria parasitica EP155
Lineage: Eukaryota; Fungi; Ascomycota; Sordariomycetes; Diaporthales; Cryphonectriaceae
Exons: 2
Coding region: 1-681 (226 amino acids)
Biological process (GO): N-acetylglucosamine metabolic process
Cellular component (GO): cytoplasm
Source: RefSeq, a predicted model, not a curated record
AUGGGAAGUAACCCAGACGUCGAGGCACUGCCAUUCUGGCAAGUCAACAUCGCGCCCAAGGAUCGCGAGGACGAAUGCCCAGAGCCACUUCGAGACCUCAGCGCCAAAGAUGUGCGUCUCAUCGGCACCAGAGACGAAGACUACCACGUUCAGACCUGGGACGAAGUGGUCAACAUCGUCGGUACGGGGAGACUCGGCGACUUCCGGCGGUGGCCGACCGAGCUGCGAAGGUAUCGCGAGUUCGUCUGGAGGCUCAGCCGGGCCAAGGGAGGCGUGAUGGGGCACAUGCUGAACGAGAGGCUCCACUGGACCUUGCCCCUGGUCCCUCAGGGCAGCAGACCAUUCGUAUGUGAGGAGGACUUCAAGAUACUGUGGAACGACUGGCCUUAUGGAAUCGACAGGCGGAUUGUACAUCUGGUGGUGUGGACCAAAUUCGAGCUGAGGGAUGACGCAGAGACCAGGUGUGAGAUUGGGAGAUUCAUUGACAGAACCUUCCUGCCUGUCGUGACGAGGGACAAGCUCAUCUGGUUCAAGAACCCACCAAGCCUCAAAUCCGUCCACUCCGUCGAGCAUAUUCAUGUGAUGCUGUUCGACCCAGACCUGGAGCUCAUCAACCGGCUCACCAACGGCGACAAGCCACAAGGCCACCUUCUGAGCGACAUCAAUGGUUGUCGGUGGUGA